AUGCAUGUCGCGUCGCGCGUCUCGUCAUCGCGUGCGUUGAGCGGAGGGAACCGAGAAGUUCGGACCAUGCACGGACAAACCUCACCCGCAGCUCAAACACGUUCCGUAAAAUUAACUCUUCACCGUGACAUUCGCUCGGGCACCCACCCCACGGCCGGUCUACGGGCUCUUCCGAGGCCAGGAAGCUUGACGACUAAACUUACGCCCCAGCAUGCCACAGACGCUCAGCCGAGAAGCACGCAUACGCAAUUGAACCCCAAGUUGGAAGAGUGGCCAGGGACAGAGAGGAAGGGCCGACCGCGAACCACGGACCUGUUCACGCCUAUUCUAUCGUGUACUGACGACGCUGCGGACUCCAUCGGAGCGCCAGAAGACCAACUUGGGCUCCCCGACGUGCACUAG
Messenger RNA from Coniophora puteana RWD-64-598 SS2, 402 nucleotides. RefSeq lists its product as uncharacterized. Lineage: Eukaryota; Fungi; Basidiomycota; Agaricomycetes; Boletales; Coniophoraceae. Bases 1 to 402 code for a protein of 133 amino acids. The transcript has a single exon. The record is from RefSeq and is a predicted model, not a curated record.